AGGCGGAGCCAAUGCUCCCGGCGCCUGACGGGCUGCACCAGGCGGGGGCGGGGCCACGUGCGAGCCUGGGCGGAGCCUCGAGGCCGGUUUGGAACUUUUGGCGCGAGCUGGCUCCGCGCGCGUUCACGGGCCGUUCCCCUUCUUGGAGGGUGCUUCGUCCCGGUGUCCAGAGGCCCCCGCUGCCCGACCCCGGCUUUGCCUGGCCUCUGCGAGGUCCCCAGCGGCCUCCGCCGACACGGAACCUGCGAUCUCGCUGCUGCGCCCCGCCCAGCCUCCCCAGGUGCUUGUGGCCCACACAGCCUUCAUGUGGACAGUACGACGUGUGUGUGGCAAAGAAGUGGCUCUCUUGUGGGCCACAGGAUCAAGUACUGCUUGAGUGGACACAUUGCUUUGUGCUCUGACCCUCUAGUGUUGGCCAUGUCCAUGCCCACUGAGGGCACCCCACCACCCCUAAAUGGUACCCCCAUCCCAGUUCCAGCUUACUUCCGACAUGCAGAGCCUGGUUUCUCCCUCAAAAGGCCUGGGGGCCUCAGCCGGAGCCUUCCACCUCGGCCCCCUGCCAAGGGCAGCAUCCCUAUCAGCCGUCUAUUCCCCCCUCGGACCCCGGGCUGGCACCAGCCCCAGCCCCGGAGGGUGUCUUUCCUGUGUGAGACCUCAGAGACCCUGCAGAGUCCUGGGUAUGACCCGAGCCGGCCAGAGUCCUUCUUUCAGCAAAACUUCCAGAGACUCAGCCGCCUGGGUCAUGGCUCCUAUGGAGAAGUCUUCAAGGUACGCUCCAAGGAAGAUGGGCGACUCUAUGCUGUUAAGCGCUCCAUGUCGCCAUUCCGAGGCCCCAAAGACCGGACUCGUAAGCUGGCUGAGGUAGGCGGCCACGAGAAGGUGGGGCAGCACCCACACUGCGUGAGACUGGAGCGGGCCUGGGAGGAGGGUGGCAUCCUAUACCUGCAGACAGAGCUCUGUGGGCCCAGCCUGCAGCAACACUGUGAAGCCUGGGGGGCCAGCCUGCCAGAGGCCCAGGUCUGGGGCUACUUGCGGGACACUCUGCUGGCUCUGGACCAUCUACAUAGUCAAGGCCUAGUUCACCUUGAUGUCAAGCCUGCCAACAUCUUCUUGGGGCCCCGGGGCCGCUGCAAGCUGGGCGACUUUGGACUACUGGUAGAGCUGGGUUCAACCGGUGCUGGCGAGGCCCAGGAGGGAGAUCCUCGCUACAUGGCCCCAGAACUGCUUCAGGGCGCCUAUGGCACAGCAGCAGAUGUGUUCAGUCUGGGUCUCACCAUCUUGGAAGUUGCCUGCAACAUGGAACUGCCCCAUGGUGGAGAGGGCUGGCAGCAACUGCGCCAGGGAUACUUGCCCCCUGAGUUCACUGCUGGUCUGUCUUCUGAGCUGCGUUCUGUCCUCACCAUGAUGUUGGAGCCUGAUCCCCAGCUUCGAGCCACAGCUGAGGCCCUGCUAGCCUUGCCCAUGCUGAGGCAGCCACGCCCCUGGAAUGUUCUGUGGUACAUGGCUGCAGAAGCCCUGAGCCGAGGUUGGGCCCUGUGGCAGGCCCUGGUCACUCUGCUCUGCUGGCUCUGGCAUGGCCUGGUUCAUCCUGCCAGUUGGCUUCAGCCUCCAGGCCCACCAGCCACACCACCUGGCUCUCCGCCUUGCAGCCCCCUCCUGGACAGCACCCUCUCCAGCAGCUGGGAUGACGACAGCAUAGGCCCCUCACUCUCCCCAGAGACCAUCCUGUCCCGGAUCACUAGGAGAACCUCUACUCCUCGGGGCAGGUACAUACCGAGGGAUGCCCUGGAACUAACUGAUAUGGACUCAGAGCCUCCAAGAGGUCCCUGCCCCACCUUUGAGCCCAGGAACCUCCUCAGCCUGUUUGAGGACUCCCUAGACCCAGCCUGAGCCACAGGCCCAGCCAGCCUUGGUGCUUUUAAACCUCUGAUCUUCUUGCCCACCUCUCCCCCUGAAACUUGUGUAUCUAAUAAAAAGUAAUGAGUCUUGGGUACACCCAAGACUGCUCAUGUGGCAACA
Messenger RNA from Grammomys surdaster, 2019 nucleotides. It is a transcript of the gene Pkmyt1, whose product is annotated as protein kinase, membrane associated tyrosine/threonine 1. Gene Ontology annotation, biological process: protein phosphorylation. Bases 418 to 1890 code for a protein of 490 amino acids. The transcript is spliced from 8 exons. Gene Ontology annotation, cellular component: membrane. Lineage: Eukaryota; Metazoa; Chordata; Mammalia; Rodentia; Muridae. Gene Ontology annotation, molecular function: protein serine/threonine kinase activity; ATP binding. The record is from RefSeq and is a predicted model, not a curated record.